AUGCAUGCUGUGGUGGUUUCUUCGGAGGUGAAGAAGGAACUUGCGGAUUUGGACCAGACUAUUGUGGCCAUGACUGCGAUUCCCAGUGUGAUGCGAAGGCAGAAUGUGGGAAACGAGAAAUGCCCUCUCAAUGUUUGCUGUAGCAAGUUUGGCCACUGCGGUACUACUGCUGAGUUCUGUGGAGGCAACUGUCAGAAUUCUACUGAUAGUAGCUGCGAGGAACACCCUGCUCCUCCUCAAGGAGCAAGUCCACUUCCUGUUUUGACGAACAAAGUGAUCGGAUAUUAUCAAUCGUGGGCGGAAAGAAGAUCUUGUCAUACUUUCCCUCCCGAUGCCAUUCCUGUCGAGGGACUCACGCAUCUGAACUAUGCCUUCGCCUAUAUCAACCCGGAUUCCCUCGAGAUCACUGUCAUGGAUGACCAGACACCUGAAAGCUCCUUCGCACGGACGACUGAUAUCAAAAACACCAAAUUGCGCAACUCCGAGCUACAAAUAUUUGCGUCCAUUGGAGGUUGGACAUUCUCAGAUAACAAAACCGCGACACAGCCGCUGUUUUCUGACAUUGCAGCUGACUCCGGCAAGCGAUUGAAGUUUGCCAAUAACCUUCUUUCGUUCAUGGUUCACUUUGGCUUCGAUGGUGUCGAUCUAGACUGGGAAUAUCCUGGCGCCGGCGACCGUGGGGGAAACAAAAAAGACGUCAAGAAUUAUGUCUUGUUGAUGAAGACCAUUCGUGAGAAAUUUGAUUCGUCCGCUCGAGUCAACUACGGAUUGUCAUUCACCAUCCCAACUUCCUAUUGGUAUUUGAGAUGGUUUGAUGUACCUGGACUGCUCAAAUACGCCGACUGGGUCAACAUGAUGUCCUAUGAUCUUCAUGGUGUAUGGGACGAAAACAACCCGAUCGGCAACAAGGUGCACCCCCAUACCAAUUUGACUGAGAUCAAACAAGCGUCGGAGCUCCUGUGGAGAAAUGAUGUUGCACCUGCCAAGGUUGUGCUGGGUGUUGGGUUUUACGGACGGUCAUUCCAUCUGAAACACACAAACUGCACUAAGCCUGGAUGUGACUUCCACGGUGAUGCCCAAAAGGGAGACUGUACAAAGUCGUCUGGCACUCUGGCAUAUUUCGAGAUCCAGGACAUUAUCAAAAAGGAGCACAAAAAUGUCACUUACGACGAAGAUGCUGCCGUGAAUUGGAUCACUUAUGGAGAUGGUCUUGACAACUGGGUCAGCUAUGAUGAUGCCAAAACCUUGAAGCAGAAAGUGGAUUACGCAGAUGAAGUUGGCCUUGGUGGAGUUAUGAUUUGGAGUGUUGACCAAGACGAUGAAUCAUUCACAGCUCUUGAAGGGUUGAUUGGAAAGUCACUGCCUUCAUACCACAAAAACCAAAAGCGAACCCACCUUUCGGACACCAACCAUUGGAAAUCCCUGAAUGCUCAGUCCUGCAAGAUCAGCGACUGCGUUGAUAGUGACUCUGAACCACCAUCUGGGUUCGGGCGUGCUCCAAAUGGCAAGUUCCCCGAUAAAUGUGGCAGUGGCAAGUCCAAGUUCAUCUGGUGUCCUCUCAAUGAGAUGCCAAAUUCGUGUACUUGGCGUGGAUCAGGCUCUUGUCACGGACAGUGUCAUCCUGGAGAAGUGACUCUCACACACUCUACACAUGGAGAUACCAAAUGUCUUGCACCAGGUCAACAAGCCUUCUGCUGUAAGAGCAAUACCUGGUCCAAACUGACAGACAAGUGUGGCUGGGGCCCGAUGGACGAUACGUGCCCCGACGAUGCGCCAUACGCUGUCAGCUCCAAAAAGACCGGUCUCUUCCACAGUCAUACAGUUCCUUGGUGCUGUCCUUAUGAUUUCCAAGGAUGCCAUUGGGUCGGUAAGGGAACUUGUGAUGACAACGAGUGCUCCGCAACUGACAUUCAGGCUGGGCUGGAUGAUAAAGGCAAUACUGGAAACAAAUGCGCCAAUGGAUACAAUGGGCGCAAGAAGCCACUUUGCUGCAACACACCGGCGAACACAAAUCCUUUCCUCCCGGUCGCACUGGUCGAUCUUUUCCCCAAGCUACCACCUUCAGACGAUGUCCCUGCCUGGGAUAAGCAGAGCCUUGCAUCGGGUGAUGUGGCAGGAGGAGAAGCAUUCCUGUUUGUGCUUGUCGAUGGACCAUCUGAUACCGUAACCAAUGUUAACAAGCGCGAUGGAUCCCACCUGGAGUUCGUCACCGGCGGUGUUCAUCAUGGGCAGGCUAGACAAACAGCGCACUUUGUCUGCAUGGAUGAUUCAGACACCAGCAACUGUCAUGACAUGCACGAGAAUGGCCUUGACGGGACAAUUCUACGAAUGCCCGAGGGCAAGGGAUUCGCCAAGUAUGCCGUUGCCCACUCUGUGACCAUCUCAAAUUACACGGUUCCUCACAAUCGACUGUCCAAACGUGCACCGCUCGGGGCCAGAGUGUUCGAAUUGGAAUACAGCUACGACUUUUCUAAAGUCAAGCGGGAUAGCUCGAAGGAAGUCUAUCUCCGAGUCGACUAUGGAGACCGUCAACAGUACUGGACUGACGUCGUUGAGGCAAAACAUCACAAACGAGGACAUACCCACCGGCGCUUCUGGAGCGAACUAUGGCAGGAGUGGAAGCGAAUCAUCACGGAAUUCCGUAAAGACGACUUCGUUGGAAACACGAAGCCGUAUUUGUCCAAUGACGACUUCAAUGUCGGCAUCUACGGAUCUACCGGAGAUGUUCAUGGAUGUUCCGAUGCUGGUUUCAUGAAAGUCGACCUCAAAGGAAGUAUGACCGAUGGGUUGAGAUUUGGAUCCAGUAUGGUUGGAACCAUCUCGCCGGAAUUGUCCUUGAAAGAGGCAUAUACCUUUUUCGAUUCCAGCAUGCGGAUGGAAGGAACUCUCGACGUUGAUGCCAAAGGUACUCUCAACAUCAACAAUCACCCAAGUCUGGUGAAAGAUCUUCUUGCGGACCCUAUUACAAAAUUUGAGGCUUCUCAUCCGGGUAUCAUAUCAUUUUCACCCGAGUUCAAUGCCGAAGUCGCCAUGGUUGGACAAGGCGAAAUCGAUGCGAAGUUCACUGUGAAAUUUGAAAGCAUGAGUGAUGGGUCUUUGAAAUCUAAUGCUCCACCACAUCUCGGUGAUUUCGGGGGCUCUGCUAUGCUACAGUCAACUGUUAAAGAUCCCGUUGACGGCAAAGUGUGGGUUGGUGAUAACAGCCAGGAUACGGUCUUCGGUGUCAACAUCAAUCUGGAGUCUUCUCUGAACAUUAAAAUCCACGAUUACUCUUCCACGGGCGUCCAGGCAGAGGCUCAAUUCAAAUCUCGCAUACCUCGCACUAUUCGCGUUGUUGGAGAUACUGGCUCAGGAAAGCCAGGAAUUAUAGAGUCUCCCCAGCAAGCAUCCGUUGGUGUAGAGGCAGAUAAUAAGAUCAAGAUCGGAUGGACCGACCACAAGGACCACCCAGUUGGUGAGCUUCCAAAGCAAAAGGUCCUUUUCACCGGAGGUGAAAGACCUGCCGAGCGCAAGGCCCCGGCUGCUGGGAAGGACAGCAAUAGAAUACUUUUUGCAGACCCUGACGAGAAAUACAUGACAUGCGAGGACGAAGAACUCGAAACUCCUGUCCAGUGUUCUUUUAGGUUCAGUUUCUGGGAUUCCAAUAUCAGACAGCCCGAUCCACCCUAUAAGAAGCGUUCUGAUGAAGACCACGAUCAUUACAACUCAUUGGUGGCUCGAAAGGGCGGUCCCAAUACGGGAGGUCAAGGCCACUAUAUUGUCCAAGAGAACCCCACAUCAAAUGGGCAACAAAUCAACCAAUUCCGUUUCAUCACACCGACAUAUCCCAAUGGCAAUCAAGGCCGAGCUUUGGAUGACGAAAGAGGAUAUAGUGACGCCUACUCUCUUCAGAAUCCCAGUGUAUGUGACGACCCGACCAUCACGAAACACGGCACUUAUUUGAUAAACUAUGACAAUCUGGAUUCGGAGCAUCCAAUUGAUCGAUCAGUGAUUCCGAACUACUUCCUAUCCGUCUUUGUCCAAGAUGGGGAACUGGAACUUGGAAAUGGAGGGCAAACCUAUCAGACUCGUCACUCUACAUGGACUUGGGAUGAAUUAUACGAGUACUUCGCCCAUGAUUACCGGCAAUGGGUCAUCCAUGCGCCUGGGGACCCUGUACCCGCUGGCUCAGCCGCUGAAGACGUUGCUGAUGCCCUCGGCUCAAGUUCAAAUCCAACGGUCAUGACCAACUUCGAACGAAACCUCAAUAUUAUGAAGGGUCAGACGUACACAGGUGGACCUAUGAGCCCGGGUGAUCACGCGAUGAAUACUGCAUUGAGCAGCUUCGAUGAGUCCGCGGUCUGCAAAGUGAUCAGUGAGCUCCGGGGUCAGAUCGCUAUCUUCCACUACAUGCAGGCAAUUAAGGACGAACGAACUUCUGUAUUCAAUGGUAUUCGUGAUGCACUGCAAAACUUCGACAAGACCUAUGCCAAGGUCUUCCCGCAUAGUAGCAAGCGCCUAGCUCCAUUGUGGGAAGAAUUCCACCCCCAAUGGGAGAAAUUUGUCAUCAACAGGACCAGAAGAUUUAUCACGAUGAGACUGAAGGAAAUUUCAGACAAGUGGGAUCCGCUGCAGUACGACGCGAACAAAUCGAAGAGAAAUAUGGCAAUCCGCGUCAUGACACGUGUGAAGAAUAUUGAAAGUUCUGCUGCCACAGACUUGCAUUUUUAG
Molecule: messenger RNA, 4710 nt
Organism: Penicillium argentinense
Lineage: Eukaryota; Fungi; Ascomycota; Eurotiomycetes; Eurotiales; Aspergillaceae
Exons: 6
Coding region: 1-4710 (1569 amino acids)
Biological process (GO): carbohydrate metabolic process
Molecular function (GO): hydrolase activity, hydrolyzing O-glycosyl compounds; chitin binding
Source: RefSeq, a predicted model, not a curated record